This is a messenger RNA of Penicillium cataractarum, 963 nucleotides long. RefSeq lists its product as uncharacterized. The coding region runs from base 1 to 963 and encodes 320 amino acids. The record is from RefSeq and is a predicted model, not a curated record. Lineage: Eukaryota; Fungi; Ascomycota; Eurotiomycetes; Eurotiales; Aspergillaceae. The transcript has 3 exons.
AUGCUGAUUCACCUCCUGGCAAUCUUUGCCACGCUGUGGCAGUUGGUAAUCGCCGACUCGAACAACUGCUCAAACAGUGUCACCAUCUCCAGUCAAAGCGAUGCCAACAACCUGGCCAACUGCGACACUGUCGAUGGUAGCGUCACCAUCGCGUCAUCUGCUGGUGGGACGCUCACGUUCAACAAUGUUGAGGAGAUCAAGGGAUCUUUCACCGUAGAAGGUGUUUCAGGACUAACCGGUCUGAUCAUGCCUGAUCUUGACACAAUCAAGGGUGCGUUGACGUUGGACAAUCUGGGAUCCUUGACCAAUUUGACAAUGAGCGCCUUAUCCGACGUUGCCUCUGGAAUUACUAUCACGGGCAACUCCAAAUUAAAGACUCUCAGCUUGGCGAACCUGGAAAAGGUUGAGGGUCAAUUGAAACUGACCGGGUCGUUCACCAGCGUCUCACUACCGUCACUUGAAGAAGUUCAGGGCGAAACAACCACUCAAGGCUCAAAGUCGAUGUCCUGCAGUGCCCUGAACACUCUCCAGUCUCAAGGUGUAUAUCGUGGGAGCUACUCAUGUGUAGCCUCAGGCUCAAACAGUUCCUCGCUUAGCCCUGCUGCUAAAGCUGGCAUUGCCGUCGGCGUCAUCGUGGGAGUACUGCUGAUACUCUUUUUCCUAUGGUACUUCCUACGGGGGCGCCGGAAUCGGAAAAAUCGUAACAUUCCACCGAUGGCUUGGCUCUCGCCUUCAACGGUAGAUUCAGAUGAGAAGCAACCCAGUUCCCAUGAUAAUUUGACGCCGUUGCCGAGUUUGAAGCCUCCUGUCCCAAGGAAGCCCGUUGGCCCUCCGGCCGCGCAGCUGGAUGGCCGGUCAAUCUACGAAGUGCCGACAACCUCGACUCCCGUUCGUGAAUACCACGAAUUAGAUGCGGGUCCGGUUCUCAGUUCACAUCAAAGACCAAUUCACUCGGAGGCGUGA